UCUCCUUUUCUUCUUUUGUCUGUUUCACCUUGUCCCCAUUUCUUUAUUUCUUUUUCCUUUUUCCUAUCUCCUUAAUUAUUUGUCAUAUCUAUCUGGUAUGUAACUUAUUGCAUGGGUUAAGACGAGAUUGUUUUUGAGAUUUUUAUGCAUAUUUUUUUAUUUAUGCCAUUUUUUUCAGAAAUAAAAACUUGUUAAAUGCACGAGAAAGAAAAACCACGCCGGUAUAAUGAACAGAACCAGCAAUCGACGGCCAGGGACCAUCUCGGCCGGUAUGGACUUCCUUCUAAUUUUGAAAAUGAAAAGUUGUGUCCUUAUAACCCUGAUCAUCUUGUGAGAGAAGAGAAGAUGCAGGCUCAUCUUAUCAGAUGCAGGAGAGAUAUACUAAAUAAGGGGCCCGGUCAUCCAAUGUAUAAUGCCGUGUCAAAUUAUCAAGUUUGUCCCUUCGAUGCCAAUCAUCGUCUUCCUCAAGCUGAGAUGGAAUCCCAUAUGAGUGAAUGCCCCGGGAGGUUGGAAGUUAUGAAGACGACUUCAAGUAGAAGGGAGGUCACUCCUUCCUGGAGAGAAGCUAUUGUACAGACCCGUAGUGAGGAGGUAGUAGCCUCUGAAAACUGGGAUAAUGGUGAAUAUCAGCCAACCAAGUUAAAUCCUACGCAUGGUAACCUAAUCCAACCAUCCAAUCCUACCCAUGCUAACCUAAUCCAACCAUCCAAUCCUACACAUCGUAACCUAAUCCAAUCAUCCAAUCAUAGGCAAUCUGUUCAAUCUAAUCACCUGCAGGCAUUACAAAACGAUAGAAUCCAACCAGGUUCACAUUUAAAUUCUUAUCAACAUGAAAACAACUCACAUAAUUUGCAUCGAUACAAAAGUCACUUCAAUGCAGUCCCACCUCUAUAUCCGUUGCAUGGCAUUCAAAGUUCCGUUACAGCAAACCGAUACCUUGCCUCAUCAAGUCACCAUCAGGUUCCCUCCAAUCAGUUUCAAGUACCUUCCUGUGCUUAUGUUGCUCCCAGCAAUCAAUAUGGGGCAUCUUAUGUCCAUGAAGUGACUCCAUAUGGCCAAUAUAUGACACCAAAUGUUGCGCCUUAUGGUCAGAUGAUGGCACCUAAUGCCUAUAAUGUGUCAAACCAAGGUAACUUCUUUCCUGCGCCCAUGCAGUUCUAUCCACAACCCGGUUUAGUUCCUGAACCGAUUUAUUCUGGGAUAUAUGCGAAUGAAGGAUAUCCAGUAUGCUCAGAUCCUGGCAUGAUGUAUCCAGAAGGAUAUUGGAAUGAUCCUAGCAAUGGAUAUCUGGAGCAAGAUGAGAACAGAUGCCCAGAUCCGGUCCCUGGUGCAAGGAUCAAUGCGGGGGAAGGAAGAAGUGAUGUUCUGCAGGGGGAUGUUGGGAGACCCCUGCUGAAAGCUGUAGACGUACCUGAGCCUAAUUUACAUUCAAGAUCCUUCGAUAUUAUGGAGGACAAGUUAAAGGAAAUUGAGAUGAAUAUUGGUUGUCUCCUGUUAGAUAACAGUGAUGAGAUUGAGGCUCCUAGUUCUGGUGACGGGCGUGGUCGAGGGCGUGGCGUAGACAGAAGUGACAGCAAUGGUGGACGUACCCCUAGCCUAGGGCGGGGCAGAGGUUGGGGCAGUGGAGGUGGGAGCAAACAUGUCUAACUCUAAACUCAGUUCUACAAAAAAUAUUUUGUAAUCUGUAAAAAAUUUGAAUUAUUUUUUUUAUUAAAUUCAAGAAUCAAUUCCUGAAAAUUAGAAACAUACAUUCUUUAGUGUAUUUUAUCUGGAAAUUUGUUAUUUGGAAAUAUUUAGCGAUAAAAAAUCUGCUAGAAAUUAACAAAAGUAAAUAGUUUUCAAAAAAGUGAAAUUCCGAAACCAGUAUAUCCCCCGGUGUAUUAUUUUUUUUACUUGUCUAGUCGAUAGGAUUUUAAAGAAAUAUAAUUUCUUAUAAUGUUUUCGUUGGGGGCAAGUAGAGAAAAAAAGCUUGAAAAUCUGAAUAUCAUAUUUAAUUUUUUAUUUUAAAGCUUCGAGAACACCCUUCCCCCCUGAUUCAUUUUUAUAAAUAUUCGCCUCCUGUAUAAAACUAUAAAGAUAACAAAAAUUCCACUUAGAUUACACUCGUAUAGGACAAUCCUAAGAUAAGGCAGUUAGGUAGUUAACACCUAGCAUCAAUCAUCAUGUACAUGAAGCCUCUUAUCAUCCUUGCUUUUCUAACAUACUCUCUACUUGGAAAAAGAACACUUAAAUACCGUUUAACAGAUGACAAUGGAAACCUGUUAAUAGCUUCCAGUGUAAACGCUACUGAAACUGACUGCUACAGUUUAACAUGGAUUGGUAAGACAUCAGUAGACAAUCCAACCUGUGCAGACUACUAUCCAGUACAUCCUUGUAACCCACCCUUUAUAGUCACCAUCGGGCCUAACGCUAACAACGGGCCUAAUAUGACCGAUGUGGUGGAAAAGUGUGAAGCGAGUGGAUCUUGUAAUGUUGCUGAUCUCUACUGUAAGAAGAAUACCGGAGAGGUUUGCAUCAAGUACUCAAGGUAUACCCGGAGUGGAGAGAUGGAUUACUUCACAUCCUUCUGUGGGAAAGGGGUGGAUACUAACUGGAAUGGGAAUCCGAUACAAUCAGGUUGCUACAGGCAGGCUAAAGAAUUGUUUGAUGUAUCAGUUUGUUUCUGCGAAGGAAACCUCUGUAACAGUGUGAACAAGAUCGGAGCAAGCAGUAAUAUUGUUCUACUUUUCUUAUUGUUUUUUAUAAGUAUGUUAGCAUAGUCAAAACAUUUCAUUAUUUACAUAUUUAUAAGAAAUAAAGAAUUUAAUUUAUUG
Molecule: messenger RNA, 2813 nt
Organism: Eurytemora carolleeae
Lineage: Eukaryota; Metazoa; Arthropoda; Copepoda; Calanoida; Temoridae
Exons: 8
Coding region: 196-1647 (483 amino acids)
Source: RefSeq, a predicted model, not a curated record